AUGGGGAUCGGCUUGGACAAGCUCCGCCCUAGCAAGUUGCCGUUCCACGGCGUUGCGCCGGGGAAGCAAGUCCAACCCCUCGGCCAGAUCGACCGGCCCGUUUGCUUCGGCACGGCAGCCAACUUCCGCAAGGAGGUGCUGACCUUUGUGGUGGUGGGGUUUCGGGGAGCAUACUCCGCCAUUCUUGGGCAUCCAUGCUACGCCAAGUUCAUGUGCGACGUCGAGUGCGUUGAGUACGCCGAGGCUCUAGUGCUCGACGAGACCCUCGCCGCGCAGCUGCAUGAGAUGGCCGAGGAGGCCAUGGACUCCAAGCAGUGGCACGCGGGCAACUUCGAGCCAGCCGAAGGUACCAAGGACGUCCCCCUCGACCCAAAGACCCCUGAUGGCAAGGCGCUGAAGAUCGGCGCUACCCUCGACAGCAAAUAG
Molecule: messenger RNA, 426 nt
Organism: Panicum virgatum (switchgrass)
Lineage: Eukaryota; Viridiplantae; Streptophyta; Magnoliopsida; Poales; Poaceae
Exons: 2
Coding region: 1-426 (141 amino acids)
Source: RefSeq, a predicted model, not a curated record